Molecule: messenger RNA, 2001 nt
Organism: Rubroshorea leprosula
Lineage: Eukaryota; Viridiplantae; Streptophyta; Magnoliopsida; Malvales; Dipterocarpaceae
Source: the annotation of a GenBank genome assembly
AAGCUUUUAGUCUUGUAGCAAUCGAGGGAGAAAUAAGAAUACCGAUUUAGUCCCCAACCCAGAAGAUUAGGCCUAUUUCCAUGGCUCUGUCUAUGCCUUUGCCUAUACCCUUGCAUACUUCUGUCCCUAAAGUCAUUUUAGCUGGACGUAAGCUACCUCCAUCAUCUCGUAUCCGCAGCUAUGCUUCUUCUCAAGUUCAAUCCAUGUCUACCGUCGAAAUGUCUGAUCAGACAAUUGCUAGGCGGUCUGCAGAUUACCAACCUCCCAUCUGGAGCUUUGAAUUUAUUCAGUCACUGAAAACUGAAUUUGUGGGAGAAGCAUAUAGCAGACGUAGGGACAAGUUAAAGGAAGAUGUGAGAGUGAUGCUACAGAAGGAGGUGAAUGAUGAGGAUCAACUCGAGCUCAUCGAUAACUUGCAAAGGCUUGGAUUAUCUUAUCAUUUUGAAGAUGAAGUAAAGAAAAAUCUGGACAGAAUAUACAACAAGAAUCAUGGAAAUUAUGGGCACAAGAAAGACAGUCUAUAUGCUAUAGCUCUUGAAUUCAGAAUCCUAAGACAACAUGGGUAUAAUGUAACUCAAGAGAUUUUCAAUGGUUUCAGAGAUGAGAGUGGAAACUUUAAGGCUUGUCUCGGGGAGGAUUACAAGGGAAUGCUAUAUCUGUAUGAAGCCUCAUUCCAUUCAAUGGAAGGUGAAAGCAUAUUGGAUGCUGCAAAAGCUUUCGCGACCAAACAUCUCAAAGAAUAUAUUAAGGUUAACCAAGGCAAAGAUAUCCAUCUUUCCACACUGGUGAGUCACGCCCUGGAGCUUCCGCUUCAUUGGAGGAUGCUAAGGAUGGAAGCAAGAUGGUUCAUAGAAGUUUAUCAACAAAGUCCCCUUGUGAACCCCAUCUUGCUUGAUCUUGCUAAGUUGGAUUUUAAUCUGGUGCAAGCAACCCACCAAGAAGAUCUAAAACAUGCAUCAAGGUGGUGGAAGAGAACAGGUCUUGGGGAAAAGUUGGGGUUCAUCAGGGAUAGGUUGGUGGAGAAUUUCCUAUGGCCAAUUGGGGAGUUAUAUGAGCCUUAUUAUGGAUAUUACAGAAGAAUGGCGACACAAGUCAACACACUAAUAACAACAAUAGAUGACAUUUAUGAUGUCUAUGGAACACUGGAUGAACUUGUGCUUUUCACUGAAGCUGUUGAGAGAUGGGAUAUCAAUAGAAUUGAAAAUCUCCCCGACUACAUGAAGUUAUGUUUCUUUCAGCUGCACAACUCUAUAAAUCAAAUGGCUGCUGACAUUUUUAGGGAACAAGGACUAGACAUCCUUCCUUAUUCAAGAAAAGUGUGGACAGAUUUAUGUAAAACUUAUUUGUUGGAAGUUAAGUGGUACCAUAGUGGAUACACACCAACUCUACAAGAGUACCUUGACAAUGCAGUGGUUUCCAUAGGAGCACCUAUAAUACUACAUUAUGCUUAUGCUCUUGUUUCAAAUCAAAUAACGAGGGAGGGCUUGGAAUGCUUUGAACGGGAGUAUCCUAAUGUCAUUCAUUGUUCUUCAUUGCUAUUGAGGCUUGCAAAUGACUUGGGAACAUCACCGGACGAGAUGAAAAGAGGUGAUGUUCCUAAAUCAAUUCAAUGUUACAUGAAUGAAACUAGAGUUUCUAAUGAAGAUGCUCGUGAAUAUAUUUGGUAUUUGAUUGAAAUAACAUGGAAGAAGUUGAAUAAAGAACGACUUGAAAUCUCUUCUCUUCCUCUGACAUUGAUUGGAACUGCAAUGAACCUUGCAAGAAUGGCUCAGUUUAUGUAUUUGUAUGGAGAUGGUCAUAGUUCUCAAGAUCAAGUGACUAGAAAUCGCAUUUUAUCUUUGGUUGUGAAUCCCGUUUCCUGAAGUGGAAUGGCUUUGCUACAUUAAUUUUCAGCAAAGGUAGACCAACUUCACAAGCAAGUUUUUGCUACGUCAAUAAUCAUUGGAGAUGACAGAUACUUCUUCUCUUGAAGGGGAAUGGUAAUAUAAUUUAAUUUUAGAC